AUGGCAAGGGACAAGACCAUUCACGCAUCUCAUGGUUCUUCGCGUGAAGCUCAAUCCUCGGGGCCAUCCAAGAAAAUGUCCACCGACCAUGUUGAUCGUGAUGGGAACCUUACCCUCACGAGUGCCCAAAGCCGAGAGUUCAAAUCCAACCUUCAAAAGUGUGCAAUCUGCACCGCAAAAUUUUACCACCAAGAUUCUAUGGAUCAACUCGGCCUUGACCACCACUUGCGACAAUUAUUUUUACACAUUAGUUGGCACCAGUUUCUCGAUCUUUCUGCACGUACCUACAAGCAUCCCACAAUCGAAUUCCUCUCCACCUAUGCCCGCAAUGACACGGCGAGGGUACUCACUUUCAAACUCCAGGGUCGGCAGCACCGACUCAAGUACAAAAAACUCAACAAGAUCAUGGGCACAUAUGACAUCUACAACUCCGACAUUUACAGCUACCAAUGGACUCAAUUCAAAAGCUUGCCCAACGUAGACUUUUGGACCCAAAUCACGAGCCUGCCCAAGUUCAAUCCCAGUCGCCAAAAAGACCCGUUUAUCAUACAUCCUUGCUGGAGAAUUGCCCACCGGAUCCUAUCCACAUCUAUCUUUGCUCGUCACGAGCCGGGACAAAUCAACACCGUUGAGUUGUAUUUUCUCUAUUGCAUGUCGCGCCACCGUUGGUCUUUACCCGAUUUCGCCACCUUCUUUUUAGACAAAUGUGACAGCCUCAGGACGAAGACCACUGGUGACAUUUGUAUUGGAGGUCUCAUUACCCUCAUUGGUUUGGGUAUGGGCCUUCAAUUUCCAGCAUCUAAAUAUGUACCAGUGGAUGAUCCACCUCUUUACCUUCUCGAUUGCACUACUCUCAUGCGGAUGGAAUUAAAUUUACCUCAUCCUAAUCUUCUUGGACAUUUCUCUUGGCUAAACCAUGUCAAGGACCCAGUUUACAUCUUACCCAAUCCAAGUAUCUCCACCUUCACCACCAAUGACCCCGAAACAUGGUUUUUGCCUCAAGACUUGCCAGACGAUGAUGACGCAGCCGCGGAUGAUGACAUGCAGGUGGAUCCUGACAAUGCUGAUAGCCCAUUCGAGGCCGAAGACCAUUAUGAUCUCCCAAUCCGCCAGCUACCUCUACCUCAUCCAGCUCAAUCCUCCGGGUCACACUUUCAGCCCUCGCGAGAACACUCCCAGCCACAUCAUGACUACCACUCAUACCAGCAACCCAAUGAGCCCGACCCUGCACACAACUUUCCUCUCGAUAUUUACAGCCAACUUGCUUCCUUGCGCCUCCAGGGCAAUAGAAACACCGCAGCCAUCCAACGCAUAGAGGAACAACAAGCACGCACCCACACUUACAUGGAGGACCUAUGGUAUCUUUUUCGGCCCGAGGACGGUUAUCCUCCUCGCGGGCCUCCUCCAUCUUGA
Molecule: messenger RNA, 1413 nt
Organism: Lactuca saligna
Lineage: Eukaryota; Viridiplantae; Streptophyta; Magnoliopsida; Asterales; Asteraceae
Source: the annotation of a GenBank genome assembly